This is a messenger RNA of Striga asiatica, 1620 nucleotides long. The record is from the annotation of a GenBank genome assembly. NCBI's taxonomy places the organism in Eukaryota, Viridiplantae, Streptophyta, Magnoliopsida, Lamiales, Orobanchaceae.
GUGAACCAGAUUGUGGGAAAUGAGUUUUGUGUGCAAGUAGAGGCUAAAGGGGCUGGGAUUGAGGAGUGGUGUUGGCUGAUAUUUGUGUAUAUGAGCACUGACAGAAGGGAGAGAUAUAGGCAAUGGGAGUUUCUUGAGCAGAGGAGAAGCAGCUGGGGUGAUGGGUGGGUGAUUGCAGGGGAUUGGAAUGAUUUGAUAUCAAAUGAGGAGAAAAGAGGGGGGCUGGCCAGGAAUUCCAGUAGCUUUGUGGGCUUCCAGAACUUCAUCAAUAAUAUGGAAAUGCAAGAAAUAGCCCAGAAAGGGUCAUUUUUCACCUGGGGUAACAAUAGAGCUGGAGAUGGCUAUGUGGAGGAAAGACUAGACAAAAUCUUUGCAUCUGCUGAAUGGUUGGCCAGAUUUCCUAGAAUGGAGGCUUCAAAUUAUUUCAGAUCUGCCUCAGACCACAAUGUGUUGCUUUUUGAUACUGAGCUUCAGGUCAACAACAGACAUAAGAGAUUCCAGUUUAACAGUGGCUGGGUAGAGAUGGAGGGAGUGGCUGAGGCUGUGAGGGAAGGGUGGCAGAUUAGUGUGGAUGGCUCAGCUUUAUACCAGGUGCACCAGAAGAUCAAGCAUACCAGAAUGGCUUUACUUGCUUGGCACAAAUCUCACCAUAGAAACCAGGAAAAAACCAUUAAAGUCCUGACUGAGAAGAUGACUGCUUUGAGGGCUGAGGGCAGGGACAGAGACUGGGAGCAAUGGGGAUUAGUGAAGAGUGAACUUGACAAAGCCCAUCUUGAUGAAGAACAAUAUUGGAGGAACAAAUCCAGAGCUCUGUGGCUUAAAGCUGGGGAUUGCAAUUCAAAGUUUUUUCAUGCUUUUACCUCUCAGAGAAGACAUGCUAAUUCAAUUAUCAAACUUACCAGCAGCUCAGGGGAGAAACAUAUUAAAAUUACCAUCAGAAAUGGCAAGAGUACAAGGCUCAAUGAUCCAAAUUGGGUGCCUGGUCUGAACAGAGGCAGUCCUGAGCUUAAGGUGGGUAUUGAUGGCAAUCUUUUCUGGGUACAUGAUCUCCUUCAGGCUGGUGGUAUGUACUGGGAUGGAAAUCUUAUUAGGGCUUUGUUUUUGGAAGAUGAUGCUGGGAAAAUAUUGCAAAUAACUUCUUUGAAUCCAAGAGCUGAAGAUAAAAGGCAAUGUGAUUUGGUGGUUAAAGGAAAAUUUUCUGUCAAGAAGGCUUAUAGUACAAUGUUGGCUGUUAAGAUGGCUACAUCUGCAGUGGCUGAGAGCAGUGGGCAAGCUGAGGGAAAUAAAAGAGCUAGAAGAAGAUGCUGGGAGUUGAAGGUGAUGGGCAAGGUCAAACACUUUGUGUGGCAAGCCAUUUCAGUUUGGAAAAUUGCUCCAGUCCAGUGGAAUAGGGUCCUUGAAGAACAACUUACAGUCAAACAGUGGUGGUGGUGGACUAGCAAUAUGAAGAAGGAUGACAUUUCUGAAGCUCGGAUUCAGCUAUCCACAUACAUCUUGUGGUGGCUAUGGAGAGCUAGAAACUUGUGGAUUUUUGAAGGACAAUGGCACCCAGAGGAGUGGAUUGUUAGGGCUGCUGUUAGAGACUGGAUUGACUACAAGUGCAGACACAUUUCUGGAUGA